Molecule: messenger RNA, 1023 nt
Organism: Rotaria sordida
Lineage: Eukaryota; Metazoa; Rotifera; Eurotatoria; Philodinida; Philodinidae
Source: the annotation of a GenBank genome assembly
AUGUUUCUUAUCUAUAUAAUUCAUCUCAUUAUUUGCUAUCAAUUAUUGGUAGCAUUUCCGACUAAUUUCGGUCGUUAUGACUUAUUUGGAAAUAAAAAUGAUGAUGGAAACACACGAUUCUUUAUUAUUGGUGAUUGGGGUGGAAUACCAUUUCUGCCAUAUAAAACUCCAUCAGAAGUUGCCGUAGCUAAUGCUAUGGGUAAAUUAGGUAAAAAAUUAAAUACCAGUUUUCAAUUAGCAUUAGGUGACAAUUUCUAUUAUGAUGGUGUACAAUCGAUCAAUGAUCCAAGAUUUGAACAUACAUUUGAACGUGUAUUUUCGGCUUCAUCAUUACAAACACCUUGGUAUGUUUUAGCUGGAAAUCAUGAUCAUCGAGGUAAUGUUUCGGCACAAAUUGAAUAUGGAAAAAUAUCAAAACGAUGGACCUUUCCAGAUUAUUUCUAUACAUUCAGUCUAUGGCAAAGUGAUAAACAAAAGAAAUUAGUUGAUUUUGUCAUGCUUGAUACUGUCAUACUCUGUGGUGGAGGAGAUUUAUUCGAUUGGGAACAUACUCCAUUGAAAGGUCCUGAAAAUAAUUUUCUAGCUGAAGUCUAUUGGCAAUGGGUAGAAGAACAAUUUCGUGAAUCAACUGCUCCAUAUUUGAUAGUCAGCGGUCAUUUUCCAGUAUAUUCAGUUGCUGAACAUGGUCCAACUAAAUGUCUUGUUGAUCGUCUUUGUCCAUUACUUCAUCAAUAUCGAGCAACAGCAUAUCUUUGUGGUCAUGAUCAUAAUCUUCAACAUUUGGCUGAUGAUUUAGAUGGAACACAUAUGAAUUAUUUUGUAGUUGGUGCUGCUGAUAUUGCAGAAAAUAAUCACAAUCAUGCCGAUGAUGUACCUGUUGAUUCACUUAAGUAUUAUUGGGGUGGUGAAGUCCUUCUUGGUGGUUUUGGUUUGAUUGAAGUCAAUAAUACUCAAAUGACCUUUUCAUUUAUUGAACAUACAGAACGAACAUUGUAUCAAACAAUAAUGAAACCGCGACUCUAA